Vigna unguiculata (cowpea) is the source of this 1482-nucleotide messenger RNA. Its product is annotated as disease resistance protein Roq1-like. The record is from RefSeq and is a predicted model, not a curated record. Lineage: Eukaryota; Viridiplantae; Streptophyta; Magnoliopsida; Fabales; Fabaceae.
AUCCAAUACAACUACUCCCAACUACAAAUACACUUCUCCAACUACUACUUUCACACUCUACUAUCUACACAUUUUCUCUAUCCCUUCAACUAUCCCUUUCACAACCUUGAAUUACUAUGAGAAGCAAAACCAAAAGAAAGUUACAAUUACCUUGCAAAAACGGUAGUUACUUUUUGUGGAGGACUACCUCUAACUCUUGAAGUCAUUGGAACUUACUUUUUUGGAAGGACACAAACAGAAUGGGAAAUUAUAUUGUACAAAUUAGGGAAAAUUCCUCAGCACGAUGUUCGACAGAUAUUGGAAUAAGCUUCGAUAGUUUACGCAAUGAAAUGGAAAAAGAUAUAUUCCUUAAGGUAUAUUCUAUCUUUGUUUGUAAAAGUAGAGCUUAUGUCACGAAGAUCUUAAAUCGCUCUGGAGUAGUCGUUCUCAGAGAGCGUAGCCUUAAAAAACUUAAAAAAAACAACAAAUAUGGGAUGCAUCCUUGGUUACAAGAAAUGGGAAGAGAAAUUGUUCGUGACAUUCCAAGAAAAGAUGCCAAAUUGGCAGCAUCAGAGAUUAAUGGGACAAAAGUCAUCCAGAGAUUGCCUGCGAAACUGUUUUUAACCAGAAGACGAUGCAACGAAACUUAUCCUUUAGAGAUAAGAUACAAAUCAAAACCGCUGAAACUCGCUCGAAAUCCUGGGUACCUUUCUAAGAAACGGAAUUGGAUCAGUUUGCAUGGGUUUUCUUCAAAAUCCCUACCUAACCACAUUUAUCUGCAUGAUGCAAUAUCGAUUGAUUUAAAACACAGUCUUCUACGACUCGACUGGGAAAAACUCCAGAAGGUUUUGGCGUGGGUAAAAGUCCUGAAUCUUAGUCACUCUAAGUACUUGACAGACACCCCUGACUUUUCGAGACUACCAGGUCUUGAGCAACUCAUUCUUAAAAAUUGUCCCAGAUUGUUCGAAAUACACCAAUCUAUUGGAUGUCUCUACAAUCUUAUGCUGCUAAAUUUGAAGAAUUGCACAAGCCUAAGCAAUCUCCCAGAAGAGAUAUAUAAGUUGAAAUCUUUAAAAACUCUCAUUCUCUCUGGAUGUUCGAAGAUUAGCCUAUUGGAAAAAGAUAUAGUGCAGAUGGAAUCCUUGAUAAUUAUAAUGGCUGAAAAUACAGUUGUGAAACAAGUGCCUUUUUCAAUUGUAAGCUCCAAAAGCAUGGGAUAUAUAUCCCUACGAAGAUUUGAGGGAUUAUCACAUAAUCUUUUUCCUUCUAUCAUUCGGUUUUGGAUGUCACCAACUAUGAAUCCUCUAUCUUAUAUUCAUUCGUUUUGAAUGGAUAUGGAGGAUAAUAGUUGGGAUGAUGUUGUGCCAUUGCUUAGCACUCUUGCAAAACUCCGAAGUGUUUUGGUGCAAUGUGACAAUGAGUUCCAACUAUCUAAGCAAGUGAAAACUAUUCUGGUCGAAUAUGGUGUAAAUAUGACAGAAUCAGGAACUUCAAAGCAUCACU